Molecule: messenger RNA, 366 nt
Organism: Clunio marinus
Lineage: Eukaryota; Metazoa; Arthropoda; Insecta; Diptera; Chironomidae
Source: the annotation of a GenBank genome assembly
AUGUUGAGAGAUACUUUAGUGAAAAUUUUCCGUUCAAAUAAUCUGGAGAAUAUCUCCGCAACCAACAUCACCACUCGUGAAAUUCCAAAACAAACAAAUUUCAAUGAGAUCCUGAAAUCAUCUCAAAUCCCGUGCUUUAUUUAUUCCAUCAUCAUCAUUGUCGUUGUCGUCGUCAGUGCAGGAUGGAAACGACUUGAUAUCGCUUAUAAACAACCAACAAAUUGCGAAAAGCUGAUCAAAUUUCUUUAUGAAGAUGCGCGAUGCUUACUUAUAGAUAAAUAUUUAUUGAAGGAAAAUAUAUAUAAAGAAAGCAUCACACCACAAAUGAGUCUUGAAUCUUCUUCAUUGUCUAAACAAUCGAUUUAA